This is a messenger RNA of Closterium sp. Naga37s-1, 669 nucleotides long. Lineage: Eukaryota; Viridiplantae; Streptophyta; Zygnematophyceae; Desmidiales; Closteriaceae. The record is from the annotation of a GenBank genome assembly.
AUGGCAGGCUCCAGACCAGCAGCUGGGUCUUCUAUGGGGUGGUUGGGCCAUGAUGGCCUAGACAAGGAAGCUCAAGGCAAGGAAUCCAAAGGCACACAAGCGGAUGAGCCGGAAGUUACCUUCUACACGCACGGCCUGUGUCCGUACGCGCAGCGAGUGGCGAUCACGCUGGAGGCCAAGGAUGCAGAGAGCAGCAGAGCCAUGGACCGCCUCAUCAGCAAGGCCGACUCAAUCAUUCAUGCUGGACUAGCAAUGGUGGCAGGGUCUGAGAGGUUGUGGGCCAUUGACACCAAGAGAGGCAGGAGAGGAGGGGGGAAUGUGCGGGGACAAGGCGAGUGGAGGCAAGCUCUAGACUCGCUGGAAGAGGCUGUGUGCCAAUCACAGGGGCCAUUCUUGAUGGGCGCAAACCUCUCUCUGGCUGACGCGGUGCUCUUCCCCUUCCUCGCUCGCUUCCAGCUAGUCUCAGAGGGAAUUCGAGGAGAACCCUUUGCUCCUGACCACCCGCUCGUCACCCAAUGGAUGGCCGCCAUGUGGCAGCAGCCACCUGCCAGGCGCACGUUCCCUGAUAAGGACCGGUUCCUGUUGGCGCUAAAGCAGUAUGCCAGCCUUGACUACUUUGACUUCCACUCUGCUUCACUUGAAGACCCCGUUCCCAAAUACUGGGUGUAG